Prunus armeniaca (apricot) is the source of this 2682-nucleotide messenger RNA. The record is from the annotation of a GenBank genome assembly. NCBI's taxonomy places the organism in Eukaryota, Viridiplantae, Streptophyta, Magnoliopsida, Rosales, Rosaceae.
AUGAAAAACUGGUCAACCACUUGUGCAGUCAAAUCGGGCAGGCAACCAAGAACGGGGAAACUGGCCAACCACCUAUGCCAUCAAAUCGGGCAGGUGGCUGGGGAAAUCAUUGUCGGGCACCAGUGUACUGAGUACAGGUGGCUAGAGAAAUCUUGGUCUGACACCUAUGUACUAGGCACAGGUACACGCGAAUAUCAAAAGGCAACUUGGAACGGGGAAACUGGCCAACCACUUGUGGAAUUGGGAACAGGGAAACUGGCCAAACACCUAUGCAUUCAAAUCGGGCAAGUGGCUGGCAAAAUCAUUGUCGGACACCUGUGUACUAAGUACAGGUACACGCAAAUAUCCAAAGGCAACUGGGAACAGGGAAACAGGGCAACUACCUAUGCAUUCAAAUCGGGCUGGUGGCUGGGGAAAUCAUUGUUGGACACCUGUGUACUAAGUAUAGGUACAUGCAAAUAUCCAAAGGCAACUGGGAACAAGGAAAUUGGUCAACCACUUGUGCAGUCAUAUCGGGCAAGUGGCUUUGGAAAUCGUUGCCGGACAACUAACUAUGUACUAAGCACAGGGCAACUAGGAACAGGGAAACUAGCCAACCACCUAUGCAAUCAAAUCGGGCAGGUGGCUGGGGAAAUCAUUAUCGGACACCAGUGUACUAAGUACAGGUACACGCAAAUAUCUAAAGGCAACUGGGAACAGGGAAAUUGGCCAACCACCUAUGCAUUCAAAUCGUGCAGGUGGCUAGAGAAAUCUUGGUCGGACACCUGUGUACUAGGCACAGGUACACGCGAAUAUCAAAAGGCAACUUGGAACGGGGAAACUGGCAAACCACAUGUGCAGUCAAAUCGGGCAGUUACACGUAAAUAUCCAAAGGCAAUUGGGAAUAGGGAAACUGGCCAACCACCUGUGCAUUCAAAUCGGCAGGCGGCUGGGGAAACCAUUGUGGAUGGAGAAAGCAUUGUAGAACACCAGUGUACUAAGUACAGGUACACGCAAAUAUCUAAAGGCAACUGGGAACAGGGAAACUGGCGAACCACCUGUGCAUUCAUAUCGGGCAGGUGGCUGGGGAAAUCUUGGUCAGACACCUGUGUACUAAGCACAAGUACACGCGAAUAUCAAAAGGCAACUAGGAACAGGGAAAUUGGCCAACUACAUGUGCAAUCAAAUCGGGCAGGCAACAGGGAACAGGGAAACUGGCCAACCACCGGUGCAGUCAAAUCGGGCAGGUGGCUAGGGAAAUCAUUGUCGGACACCUGUGUACUAAGUACAGGUACACGCAAAUAUCUAAAGGCAACUGGGAAUAGGCAACCGAGAACGGGGAAACUAGUCAACCACCUGUGCAAUCAAAUCGAGCAGGUGGCUCAGGAAAUCAUUGUUGGACACCAGUUUACUAAGCAAAGGUACACGAAAAUAUUUAAAGGCAAUUGGGAGCGGGGAAACGGGCCAACCAAUGGUGCAGUCAAUUCGGGCAGGCAGCUUAGGAAAUCAUUGUCAGACAACAGUGUACUAAGUAUAGGUAUACGCAAAUAUCUAAAGACAACUGGGAACAGGAAAACAGGGCAACCACCUGUGCCGUCAAAUCAGGUGGCUGGGGAAAUCACUGUCGGACUCCUAGGAACUAAGUACAGGUACAUGCAAAGGCAGCUAGGAACGGGGAAACUAGCCAACCACCUGUGUUGUCAAAUCGGGCAAGUGGUUGGGGAAAUCAUUGUCGCACACCUGUGUACUAAGUACAAUUACACACAAAUAUGUAAAGGCAUCCAGGAACAGGGAAACUGGCCAACCACUCGUGCAAACAAAUUAAGCAAGUGGCUGGGGAAAUCAUUGUUGGACAACUAUCCACGUUCCAAGCAUAGGCAACCAGGAACGGGGAAACUGGCCAACCACCUAUGCAGACAAAUCAGGCAGGUGGUUGGGGAAAUCAUUGUCGGACACCUGCUUACUAAGUACAGGCAACCAAGAACGAGGAAACUUGUCAACCACCUGUGCAGUCAAAUCGGGCAGGUGGCUGGGAAAAUCAUUGUCGGACACUUGUGUACUAAGAACAGGUACACACAAAUAGAUCUAAAGGCCACUGGGAACAGGGAAACUGGCCAACCACCUGUGCAGUCAAAUCGAGCAAGUGGCUGGGGAAAUCAUUUUCGGACAACUAACUAUGAUCUAAGCAUUGGUACACGAAAAUAUUUAAAGGCAACCAAGAACGGGGAAACUUGUCAACCAUCUGUGCAGUCAAAUCGGGCAGGUGGCUGGGAAAAUCAUUGUCGGACACUUGUGUACACACAAAUAGAUCUAAAGGCAACUGGGAACAGGGAAACUGGCCAACCACCUGUGCAGUCAAAUCGAGCAAGUGGCUGGGGAAAUCAUUUUCGGACAACUAACUAUGAUCUAAGCAUAGGUACACGAAAAUAUUUAAAGGCAACCAAGAACGGGGAAACUUGUCAACCACCUGUGCAGUCAAAUCGGGCAGGUGGCUGUGGAAAUCAUUGUCGGACACCUGUGUACACACAAAUAGAUCUAAAGGCCAUUGGGAACAGGGAAACUGGCCAACCACCUGUGCAGUCAAAUCGAGCAAGUGGCUGGGGAAAUCAUUGUUGGGCAACUAACUAUGAUCUAAGCAUCGGUACUCGAAAAUAUUUAAAGCCAACCGGGAACGAGGAAACUGGACCACCACCUGUGCAGUAA